CUCAUUACUUUAACCCAUGGAAGCUAAUGAUGUGUCUCUUUGUCUCGUUUUUGACGAAACUUAGGGUCUUAAUAGUUAAUACAUCUCUCUCUCUCUCUCUGUUCUGUCUAGAUCUUGCGGUAGAUGAGAAACAUUUUGCUUCUACCGUUCGUGUAAAAAUCACCAUCCCAAGUUUCUGCUUUUUGACUUCCUUUAGCUCUAGAAAUGGCUUCUGCUCUUCGAAGCUUCUCAAGGAGGAGAAAUAUUUCUCCAAAAUGGUUCUGCAAGACCUCCACCACAAGCCCUCUUGUUCUUCAUCAUUAUGUCAAAGAUUAUAAUACUAAGCCCACUUUCUCGGAUUCAAGUCUUCUUUUUGCUCGUAGGCUUCACAGGCAAGUGCUCCUCUUUGAAGACAGAAAGAAAACGUCUUUUGCUCAACAACCAUUAGGUGCUUCUUCUGGAGUACUGCUAUGUAGACACAUCUCCUCUUCAUCCAGCAAAGCAGAAGAAUGGGGCAUAAAGAUUGAUGCCUUUGGAUAUAUUGUUAAGGGACUUGUCCCUGAGAAAUCUGUGGAAGCAAUGGCCGCCACUACUAUAGAUGGAUGUAGUGCUGCAGCAGUUGAAAACUUUUCUUUCCCUGUGAACUGUGUGCAUUAUCUGAUUAAUGGAAUGCAUGACCUUACUGGCUGCAACUGGUCGAUGUCAAUUAUUCUUACGGCUUUUCUGGUCAAUGAACUCAUGUCUCCAGUCUCUAUGCUGAUUCAGAGACAAGCUGCGGAGUUAUUAUUUUGGGGUAUGAGCAUUCAGAAGGUGAUGAGAUUGAUUCAGACAUGUGAUUCUAAAUGUCUGGCUAAACACAAAAAAUGGGAAGCAGAGUGCACAAAAAAAUUUGGAGAAUGUUUCAUGUUUUUCCUGCCAUUAAGCUCACUUGAUCUAUUCAUCACUAUCAGCUUCAUCAAUGGGAUUAAGAUUAAUACCAUGGCUAAGAAAAUCCCAGGGUUUACUGAUCUUUCAACUCCAGACAGUUUUUACAUCUUACCUCUAGUGACAGGCUUAACUUAUUGGCUGACAAGACAGGCCACCACCGUAAGCUGGACAAAUAUUUUAUUCAGAAUGAAGGAACUCCCUUGGGUUUGCCUUUUCUUCCUUGUUUUCCAAGCUGCAUUUAAAUAUGAACCGGUAAUGCUAUGCUCUCGGAGCCUUGAUCUUUACCAUUGUCUUGAAUCCUGUGGUGCGUCUCCGUUUUAUGUUAUUUGUUUUUUGCAGGCAGUCUACAUUUACUUGAUUACAGAUAGUGUUGUGAAUGCAAACAAAGUCCCACAUUGGAAGUUUAGACAAAUAAUGUCUAGUAUAUAAAGGGAUGUCCAACUCUGAUUAGUACGAGGCCUUUUGGGAAGGAGUCCCAGAAACAAAUCCAUGCGGGCUUUGCCUUUGGGCCCAAAGUGGACAAUAUCGUACUAAUCGGACAAUAGAGAGUUGGACAUGGGCUUGAAAAAGCCCAACAAUUGGUAUCAGAGCCGGGAUGACGAAUAUCUGCAAAAAGACCAAAAUAUCCUUUAAGUUCGAAGAGCCUCCACUUCGAUGGAAAGGGCGGGGUGCAUAGCAGAGGCCAGUCAAAGAUCCUGGAAGCUUCGGUUGUGGGAGGAGAAUCCUCAAGGUGACUUCGCGAUUAAGUGGUGCCGGAGACUUAUAUCGAAAGUCUCUCCCUAACGACGAUACAAGAUUAGGUGGAUAUUCCUAACGGUGCUGUAAGGAUUAGGUGGUGAAUGUCCUAAUGGUGCAGUAAAGGUUAGGUGGAUAAAUCCUAGGUGAAGAGGCCCGUUGGUGAUUACGGCGGUACAAGAGGUGUGCCAAGUUUCGCUGGAGGUUGAAAACCAAGGGUUCAUGUGGUACUUGGUUUGAGAGGAGGUUUGUUGUGAAUGCAAACAAAGUCCCACAUUGGAAGUUUAGACAAAUAAUGUCUAGUAUAUAAAGGGAUGUCCAACUCUGAUUAGUACGAGGCCUUUUGGGAAGGAGUCCCAGAAACAAAUCCAUGCGGGCUUUGCCUUUGGGCCCAAAGUGGACAAUAUCGUACUAAUCGGACAAUAGAGAGUUGGACAUUGGCUUGGAAAAGCCCAACAGAUAGAAUAUCUCUAUACAUAUUAUCCAUGUCGUGUAGAAAUAAGCAGGUGGCAAAGUUGAGAAAGGCACUGGCGAUGCCAUAUGAUUCAGUAACAGCCUCUGAGCAGCAAAGGAUCAUGGCGAGAGUGAUAAGUGUUAUGAGGGAGUUCAUUGGCAUAGUGAAAAAGAAAGACAAGAAGUGAAUCUUCUUUUGCUCUCAUGGCCUCUCUGCCUUACUCUUUACAUCAAAGCUACUUGAAUACUCUAUGUAUUCAUGUUACAACUUAUGGUACCUGUUUUUAGUUUCUGAACCUAUCUCUUUUAGUGAAGACUUGACUUUAAAACAGCAUCCUCUCUAGAUUUCCAUGCAUGGUUCUUGUCUAUGCCAACACAAUAUAUA
This is a messenger RNA of Raphanus sativus (radish), 2479 nucleotides long. Its product is annotated as mitochondrial inner membrane protein OXA1-like. The record is from RefSeq and is a predicted model, not a curated record. The transcript has 7 exons. Gene Ontology annotation, cellular component: chloroplast thylakoid membrane. The coding region runs from base 205 to 1335 and encodes 376 amino acids. Gene Ontology annotation, molecular function: membrane insertase activity. Lineage: Eukaryota; Viridiplantae; Streptophyta; Magnoliopsida; Brassicales; Brassicaceae. Gene Ontology annotation, biological process: protein insertion into membrane; thylakoid membrane organization; protein localization to chloroplast.